GCGGACCAAAAUCCAGAAAACACGGUUUGGAAUCGACCCGUCUAUUAAAGGGUCUUUUUGUCUCUAAACCCCAUUUAGAACUCCGCUCACUCCCAUUUCUCUACUUCACAAUCAACAGCAACAGCCCUUCCUUCUCUUCCCGCCUAUUCUCUCUUUAUCAACCAAAUAACAUUGGCGAUCAAGCCCUAGUUCUAUUUCUUGGUAUUCAGAAUCUCAUACAAACAGUGAUAUGGUCAAUACUGUGACGUCCAGAGAUAUUCAGGACAUUGUCUCCAAACUCUCGUCAGACAAAGCAAAAUCUCGUGAAGAAGGGAUUAAGUUGUUAAAUGCAUGGCUAGAAGAAGGCCAAAGGUCUGUUGAGUUCUGCAGAUACGUUGGAGAGAAGACCGCGAGGCUUAAACCAGGCGAAAUUCCUCAUUCUGAGACGUGGCCCUUUCUUGUUACAUUGCUUACUAAAUGCGUGUCCCUGGAGAUAUCUGGGAGCAAAAAACGUUUGCCCAAGUUGAAUUUUGCUAAAACUCUUCGGAUUGUUGUCCAACGAGCAGAGGAUGCCAAAUUUUCAGGCAAAGAUAUGCCUCUUUUACCUGUGGCAAAAUUGCUUUUCAAUCAUGUCUGGGAUGUUUUAAAGGAUACUCCUAGUUUUCAAUCCGAGUAUGGAACUAUUCUCCGGCAUCUUUUGGCAGUGAGAUCUUACCGUUUUCACAUGAGGAAGCGGGUUUACUGUUGUUUGGUGCUUCUAUACAUGGAAAAGAUAGAAACAAGUUUAAAAGAAAAAAGUGAUAGCCAAAUAAAUCCAAGAGAGGAGGUCUUUCGAUGCAUCUCGACACUUCAUUCUCUCCUUGAAAACCCCCCUGGAGGUUUUCCUGAUAGCCUUCAAGAGGAUAUUGUCAAGGGUUUUAUUGAAAUUUUUUCUUAUGUAAGGGAUGAAGGGAAAAUUUCACGCAAGCUAAUCGAGUGCAUUAACAUAUACUUGCUGAGGGAUGGCCCAAAUUUGGGUUCUAAAUCCCUGGAAAUCCAUGAUGCUCUGCAUCAUUUUGUCUUCCGAUGUUGGAUGACAACUCGUGAUCGUGGGUUAAAGGAUUCACUUGUUUUUUAUGCAAGGCUACAACUAAAUUUGACGAGGGAUUUUGCUGAUGGGAGCUCUUUAUUAGAACAACUUCAGGAUGUACUAGGGAAGGAAUUAGAUCAAAUGAGCAGUUGGACCAUCAAUUUACCCUGGAAAGACACAACCAGAAAUGACAAAUGUGGAAGCUUGACAAGCUCUCAAUGCGGUCUUAUGGAGCUUGCAGCACUUGUCUUUUACCGGGCAUGUCUUAACACACCUAUAGCAUCGUCAUCUGAGAAACGACUUAGAAGGGAGCAUGUUGUAGUCCAGAUAAGGGAGAGGCUCUCAAGGGGAAAGUGGCCGUGGCAUGCAGCUUUCUGUUACCUCAUCCACAAUUAUUAUGGUCGCAUAAAGAAGGAUUUAUUGAUCUAUUGGUUUGAAGGUAUAUGUGCAAGCUUUGAAAGGAUAAUAAAUGAUGCAAACAUGGAGCAUAGUUAUGAAGGUCUCUUGUGGGCAUUGAGGAGUCUUCAAGGACUUUCUUUGAUGCUGCGGUUUCCUGUUCCAGCACUGCAAACUUCUUCAGAGUUGGCAUCCACAUUUAAUGGGGUUGAAACAGGUUGGCGUACGAUAUGGAACUGUGUUAUUGGUGGUUUGCCCACAUUCAGUACUUUUACAGCAGUUGUGGAUGCUGCAUUAAGGCUACUUAGAAACAUAAUACUCAAUGAUAAAAUGAAUGCAUACCUUGUGCCCCAAGACUUGUGGGAUCUUCGAUUACUUAAACGCGUGCCAUCAAUAUCUGUUUUGUGCUUCAUUUCGUGUUACUUUUCAAGGAAAGGCUAUCAAGGUGAUCUUAGAGACGCUUUACAUUUGAGGCAAAAUCUUUUGAGAGCUGUUUUGGCUGUUCCUUUCUGGAAGGACUGUUCAAUGUUGAAUAAACAGCUGGUUGCUAUAUUGCCUACAGCUGUUUAUGCUCUCUGUACUGGUGGUACACCAUUGCUUGAUAAAGGACUUUCCCCGUCACACUAUGUUCCUGAAAUUCUGAAUGAUGUGAAGGUCGAAGAUCAUACACAUGAAAGUGAGCAUGAAUUUUUUGAAUGCUCCGUUGAAGUUCUUGCAAGAAUUGGACAUGAAUCUGAUCUGGAGGACGUUCAGUCACCUGGUUGCCAAAGCAUACGUCUUCCCCGGCAGAUCAGAGAUCCACUUUGUCACGAAGUCGAAAAUCACAUUCUUGAAAUUAUAAAAGAUGAAGAACAUGAAAAGAUGCUUCUAUCUGAUGUCAUCUUCCUCUGUGCUAUUUUAUCAAACUUCAUGUAUUGUUCAUAUAGUACAAGGCUAGGAGAAGAAAUUAUGCCUUGCCUUGCCACUCUGAGUCAAUAUGUGUCGAAGUUGUUGGAUCGAGCUGCUUCUAUCUUAGAGAAAAGUUAUGACGACCUCGUUUGUGGUUUGUCGGGUUCAAGGUCAAUAUUUGACACAAUUGGGACCAUUGGUGUGUCCUUUGAAAGCUUUCUAUGCUCCCCAUUGUUUAAUGAGAUGCAAAACGACGACAACAUAGAUGUACUAGCUGCAGUAAUUCAAUCUGUGGAGAGGAUUCUGAAGGUUCUUGCUAAACUGUAUGAAGGAUCCUCAAGUAGUGGAAGUAAUUUUCAUUCAAAGAGGGGCGACCUUGACUCUUCUGCAUCUGUUUCUAGUCACGAUUCUCAUCCAGUAAAUAGCCGUACUAGUAUGAUCAUGGACAUGGAGUUGGAUGUGAACAUUAGUUCCAAAGAUACUGAUGCUGUAAAAAUUGGGGGAAAAGCUACUGCUGAAAUAUUGGCUUCGUCUGUAAAUCAGAGAAUGGAAGUCGUAUCGAUCAUCACAAAGUUCUUUUCAGCUUUACCAUUUCAUACAUGGGAUGUCAUCUUUGAGCUCAUGGAGAAAGAAAGUGAUCCAAGGGUCCUGGAAGUAAUUAUACACGGCCUUUGUCAACAUCCUCAUUGGUCUUCCAGCAGAAAGUUCUUAAAUUUGGUUACUUCCUUAAAUGAUUUCCUAGACAUUCAGGCAAAUCUCAAGGUCCAGUCUCUGAAUGUGCUAGCUGCCAUCUGCAGUUUGUUGGAGAGUCUUUUAUCCUGUGAAGAUGUUGCAAAGUUCAAAAAGAGUCGGGAAAAAUUAUCUGAAGAGGGCUUGAUUUCUCUUGGAGACCUGGUGAACAAAAUUGCAGACAGCGACCUCUUUGAUUGGGUUGGCCGGACCAAGCUUAUUGAUUGCAUUUGCAAUUUCAUUUUAGUGGAUCCUCAAAUUGGUCAGUCUAUGAUUGAAAAGCUGUUGUUGAUGCUUCGGGAUGCUGAUUAUCGAGUUAGGUUAUGCUUUGCUCAACGAGUUGGUGUGCUUUUCCAAACUUGGGAUGGUCAUUUUGAACUAUUCCAGGACAUAUGUUCAAAUUUUGGCACAAAGCUUGUGACUUGCUCCAGAGAGAAACUGGUGAUGGCGAAGGAGGUUUUAGCUGCUGGUCCUCAGCCUCAUACCAUAUUGGAAACGAUAAUUGUAACCCUAGCUCAUCUUGCGCUGCACAGUGAAAAAAUUGAAUUGGAGGCUGUUUUUAUGGUAUGUGUUAUUGCUGCUAUUAACCCUUGUCUAAGGAAACUUGUUAUUGUUGUCCUUGAUAAUCUAUCAAGGGAGUUAAAGUAUACUUCUAGGUCAAAGUAUAUGGAAGAACUUAUGGCGCCAAUCCUCUUUAGUUGGGUUGCUUCUGGUGUAAAUUUAGCUGCUCUUCUCGAGGCAAGGGAUCUGUUCGUCUUCAAUGUAGAGCCUAUCAAUUUCAUUCAGUCCUGCUGCCGUUGGCUUCUUCCAUCUUUAUUCUUGCAUGGUGACAUUUCCAACAUGAAUUGGCUUGCGAAGGUUGCUUGUGAGCCUCUUGCUGAAAUGAUUAAGAAUCACUUUGUGGAUAUUUUCUCUGUUUGUAUUACGUUACACUCCAGUAAGAAGGCUGGUUGGGAGAAGGGAUCAGCUGUACUUGAAAGUUCAAUUCUGGAUAUUGCUAAAAUAUCUGAAACUGAAAGAGACAAGCUUAUAAAGAAGCACAUGGUUUCAAUCGUGAAUACUAUUUUCUCUCUUGCUUCAACAGCUGUGGACCCUGUUCUUCCUUUAUUUUCCAAGGAGACAAUUGCACGUGCAAUUAUGACAGUUGUGGAUGGAUUCUUGGAGAUAGAUGACUCUUGUCAAAAUUUUGGCCUUAUUGACAAGAUUAACAUUUUCCGACCUGAUCGAGUAUUUACGUUUAUAGUAGAGAUGCAUUACAAAGUUGCUGCAGCUGGUCAUUUCAGGCACAAAUCUGAUAGGCUUGCUGGGAUUGAAGUGCUUAUUGAUGUAUUAGGGCAUCGAGUUGCGGUUCCUAGUACUGCUAGUUAUCUCCUAAACUUGAUUGGUCAAUGCUUGGACCUUGAUGCUUUGCUGGACCAAUGUUGUCGAAUGAUCUCUUCAUUGCUAAAAAUUUUCAAAAUAAAGCAAUUGGAGGGAACCGCUGUUGUCCUAGGUGAACAGCUUCAGUUUUUAAUUUCCAAGUUGGUAAUGUGUUGCAUUUCUUCCGAGUCUAGUCCCAAACUGUCAGCUGACACAUCAUCUCAAGUUUUGUCUCUGCUCAGCCAACUUACCUUGGACUCCGAUCCAUCUCUACACGAGUACAUUAAAGAACUAGAGCCAUUCCCUAACCUCGAUUUAUUUCAUGAUAUACGGAUGUUCCACGAGAAACUAUGUCAAAAUUACUCGCCUAGGGAGCACUUGUCAAUCUUAGGGAAACGAUCUCGCUACCUUCCACCAAGGUUACUUGUCUGGAGUCUAAAAGCAUUACACAAAAAAUUGUUUGAAGAUGAAGCAUACCCAGCACAAAAGAAUGAGGAAAAUAUUUUCGAAGAUGCAUAUUUGGAUUCUGACCAUGACAUUGUCCACACAGUCUGGAACCUGGUGCACACAUGUAGUUUGAGUGGUGCUGGCAAUUUUGGGUCGCUGGUCUCUGAUUUUUUAUCUCGGGUUGGUAUUGGCGAUCCGCAUGGUGUUGUGUUCCAUCUUCCUAUCCAGUCUAAAUCUGUACAUGAGCAUAACUUCCACCUUGAUACGGGCAUAUCAGAUGACCUUCUGGUGGCAAUUAUGAGGCUUUUAAAGAAAUAUUUGAUGGAUGACUCUGUUAAGAUAAUUGACAUAGCAUCUCAAGCUUUGCGGGGGAUACUUUCAACUGAAAAUGGUCAGAGGGCUUUGCUAUCGUUUGAUUCUUAUCAGAGAUCCCUUAUUGAGGUGCAUUCCAAAGGUGUCAAUGUCAACCUGGUUCAGAAACUCCUGGCAGAUCUAGAAAGAAAGCUUAACGUUGAGGCACUUUCCUUGAAGGAUUCUGCUAUAUGGAAGACUGAUGGAAAAACAUUCGAGACAUGGAUUUGUCCUCUUGUCUGUGCUCUGGUUGAAUAUUGUGAUGAUAUGAUCCUGAGAUUGUGUCAAGAUAUUGUCUUGGUGAAAUCUGAAGUUGCAGAACUCUUGUUCCCUCAUGUGAUGGUCAAUUUGUCGAGUAGAAGAGACGUGGAUGUUGAUCUUUGUCAACUGAUCUCCUCACAGGUGCAAGAGAACAUUUUUACGGAGGACAAUAAGUUGACCAAAUCAAUUCAAGUUAUCUUAGAUGCUCUUAACGAGCUUCGGUUGUGUCACGUGAUGGAAAGAAGCACAUCCUCUAAUCCCUCUAAGCGAGAAAAUGCAAAGCAAUAUGGAAGGCCUUCUAGCUAUGGAUCAAAGUCACGCUCCACGCCUCUGAAGGCAAAGCAUCAGACAACCACUUCAUCUGUAGUAUCAAUAUCCACAUUGUCUUGGGAAAAGGUUUAUUGGAUUUCUAUGGAUUAUCUUGCUGUUGCAAGGUCUGCUAUUACUUCUGGUGCUUACUUUACUGCUGUUCUUUACGUGGAACACUGGUGUGAAGAGAAUUUCAAUUCCCUGACAUUGGGCCCUCCAGAUUUCUCUCAUGUUGAGAUUCUGCCAUGGCACAUUGAAAUUCUUUUAUCUGCAGUGACACAAAUAAAUGAACCUGACAGCCUCUAUGGAAUCAUCCAAUCUCACAAGUUGACCUCUCAAAUUAUCACAUUUGAACAUGAGGGAAAUUGGAGUAAAGCUCUUGAGUACUAUGAUUUACAAAUUAGAUCUGAUCCAGUGGCUCAAGGAAGCAGUUGUACUCCUAAAAAUUUUCUUCAUUCAUCUGGGUCCGCAGUAGAUCAGAUGAUUNCCGAUCAGAGACAAUUUUUUCCGUUGAUGUUUUUGGGUCUAAAAACACUGGUUCUGGAAGUUUAUUAUGAUUACCUCGGAACCUUUAAUGGGAAGUUCAAACUACUUAGCUUGGGCUUCUUCUGUCGAGUUGUGGUUAAAGGUCAAGUUGAUGCCCUUGUUCCGUCCAUUCCGGACAUGUUAGUUAGUUUGGUAAAAGCUCGUACUUUAUACACUAAUGACAUAUCUCGUUUCUAUGAUGUGAUAUUGCGAAUGACAAGCUUGAAGAAACAAGAAUUGGAUAUGUCUACUUACUUGGAACAAUAUGAAGCUGCUUGGCGUUCUGGAAAUUGGGAUUUCUCACUACUUUAUGGUGAAUCCAGUGUCCUCUCAAUUCAGCAUGGAGGUGACCAUUUCAAUGAAAAUCUCCACAGCUGCUUGAGAGCAUUAAAAGAGGGAGGAUUUGAUGAAUUCCAGAUAAAAUUAAAAGAUUCCAAGCAGGAGCUUUUGCUGUCUAUCUGUCAUGCAAGUGCGGAGAGCACCAAAUACAUUUAUCAAGCUAUAGUUAAGCUUCAGAUACUUUAUCACCUCGGGAUGACUUGGGAUUCACGUUGGACUUCAUCUUGCACAAUGCUGGAUUCUUUGAAGAUGCCAAAGGUCUCAUCUAAACCUGUACUUCCAUCAAUUACUCAGUUAUCAUGGCUAGACAUGGACUGGAAGCGGACUUUGAAGCAAGCACAGUUACAUAUGAAUUUGCUGGAACCAUUUGUGGCAUUUAGAAGAGUUUUGCUUCAUAUUUUAAAUUGCCAGGAUUAUACUGUACAACAUCUGCUUGAAUCUGCAGCUACUCUCCGCAAGGUGGCUAGGUUUUCUCAGGCUGCUUCAGCUUUGCAUGAAUUCAAGUUUCUCUGUGCAGAAAUGGGAGAACAUUCCAACCUUUACUGGCUUGGACGACUUGAAGAAGCUAAGCUUCUGCGUGCUCAAGGCCAACAUCAGAUGGCAAUCAAUCUUGCAAAGUAUAUUUCACUAAACCACCAGACGAAUGAAAACGCAUCUGAUGUUUUCCGGUUAAUUGGGAAGUGGCUCGCUGAAACACGAUCAAGCAACUCAAGAACUAUACUAGAGAAAUACUUGAAGCAUGCAGUCGUUCUAGCUGAGGAUUGCAUGGCACGAGGAAAGGUUUCCGCCAUAAAACGAAGUCAACUGCAUUUCCAUCUUGCGCACUAUGCGGAUGCUCUGUUUCGUAGUUAUGAAGAACGACUUAAUUCCAGUGAAUGGCAGGCAGCAAUGCGGUUAAGAAAGCACAAGACAAGGGAGCUGGAAGCAUUAGUUAAACGAUUAAGAAGUUCAACAAAGGGAGAAAAGACCGACUUAUCAGCAAAAAUACAAGAGUUGCAGAAGCAGCUGGCAAUGGAUAAAGAAGAGGCUGAAAAAUUGCAGGAAGACAGGGACAACUUUCUGAGCACGGCGCUUGAUGAAUAUAAACGCUGUUUAGUAAUAGGAGAUAAAUAUGAUGUCAGGGUGGUAUUUCGACUUAUUUCACUGUGGUUUGGUCUCUCAUUUAGACCAAUUGUUGUGGAUAGCAUGCUCGGCACAAUAAGUGAGGUUCAAUCUUACAAGUUUAUUCCACUAGUUUACCAAAUUGCUUCAAGGAUGGGAAGCACAAAAGAAAGUCAGGGAGCUCAAAACUUCCAGUUUGCUUUGGUUUCUCUCAUCAAAAGAAUGGCCAUUGACCAUCCAUAUCAUACGAUAUUUCAGCUUCUAGCUUUGGCAAAUGGUGAUCGAAUCAAAGACAAACAACGUAGCAGAAGUUCUUUUGUGGUUGACAUGGAUAAAAAAGCCGCUGCAGAAAAUCUGUUGAAGGAGUUAUCUUCGUAUCAUGGAGCUGUCAUCAGACAGAUGAAGCAAAUGGUUGAGAUCUACAUUAAACUAGCUGAAUUAGAAACAAAAAGGGAGGAUACUAACAAAAAGGUUAAUCUUCCGAGGGAAAUUCGCAGCAUCCGAGAUCUUGAACUUGUAAGUUCAAUAAUNGCAAUUGACCCGAGUUGUCAAUACACUGAAGGCUCCUUUCCGCACUUUAAAGGAUUAGCAGAUUCUGUCACUGUGAUGAAUGGUAUAAAUGCGCCAAAAGUUGUUGAAUGUUUCGGCUCCGAUGGCAAUAAAUACCGACAACUUGCAAAAUCUGGCAAUGAUGACCUGAGACAAGAUGCUGUGAUGGAACAGUUCUUUGGCUUAGUAAAUACUUUCUUACAGAACCAUCGGGACACUUGGAAAAGAAGGCUGAGAAUUCGCACUUACAAGGUUGUACCUUUUACUCCAAGUGCGGGUGUUUUGGAAUGGGUGAAUGGCACUCUUCCACUCGGUGAAUAUCUUAUAGGCAGCACUAGAGAUGGAGGAGCCCAUGGACGCUAUGGAGCAGGAGACUGGACAUUCAUGAAAUGCCGGCAGCACAUGACUGUGGAAAGUAACAAGCGGAAGGCCUUCCAGGAAGUCUGUGAUAACUUCAGGCCUGUCAUGCAUCACUUUUUCUUGGAGAGAUUUUUUCAUCCAGCUGACUGGUUUCAAAAGAGGCUUGCUUAUACCAGAAGCGUGGCCGCAAGUUCAAUGGUCGGAUAUAUUGUUGGACUAGGAGAUCGGCAUUCCAUGAAUAUCCUUGUAGAUCAAGCCACUGCAGAAGUUGUUCACAUAGAUCUUGGGGUUGCAUUUGAGCAGGGCCUUAUGCUGAAAACUCCCGAAAGGGUACCCUUCAGGCUGAGUAGGGACAUUAUUGAUGGCAUGGGCGUAACUGGGGUGGAAGGGGUUUUUAGAAGAUGCUGUGAGGAAACCCUGUCUGUUAUGCGGACAAACAAAGAAGCACUGCUUACCAUUAUCGAGGUCUUUAUCCAUGAUCCUUUAUACAAGUGGGCUUUAUCCCCUCUAAAGGCUUUGCAACGUCAGAAGGAAAGUGAAGAUGAUCUGGAAACCAGUUUGGAAGACUCUCAACAAGAUGACUAUGAGGGGAACAAGGAUGCUGCUAGAGCCUUGAUGCGUGUUAAACAAAAGUUAGAUGGAUAUGAAGAAGGUGAAAUGAGAAGUGUUCAUGGGCAGGUUCAACAACUCAUACACGACGCCAUUGAUCCUGAUCGUUUGUGUCAUCUGUUUCCUGGAUGGGGAGCUUGGCUAUGAGAGCUUUCAAACUAGUGUCAAGCACUGAUUAAAUUUUUUAGGUUCUUCCUUUUCUUUUUCAUUUUUUCCUCAGCUUUGAUGAGUGUAAUCUUGUGCGUGAUCUUAGGUUAUGGGUGUAAUUAGUGUCGCUGUAAUGAAAAGACCUCAUGUAAAGAAGUCCUGUAAAUAUGUCAGCAACGCCGUCGUUUAUUCUAACUUAAGCUCAUGUUUUGAGUUUCAGCCUCA
Molecule: messenger RNA, 9643 nt
Organism: Nicotiana tabacum (common tobacco)
Lineage: Eukaryota; Viridiplantae; Streptophyta; Magnoliopsida; Solanales; Solanaceae
Source: RefSeq, a predicted model, not a curated record